Messenger RNA from Hyaena hyaena (striped hyena), 2061 nucleotides. RefSeq names its product IQ motif and ankyrin repeat containing 1 (gene IQANK1). Gene Ontology annotation, molecular function: protein binding. Gene Ontology annotation, biological process: regulation of barbed-end actin filament capping. The transcript is spliced from 13 exons. The record is from RefSeq and is a predicted model, not a curated record. Lineage: Eukaryota; Metazoa; Chordata; Mammalia; Carnivora; Hyaenidae. Gene Ontology annotation, cellular component: nucleus; cytoplasm. Bases 1 to 1866 code for a protein of 621 amino acids.
AUGGGAGCUCCAGCCCACACUGAGCACCCCAGCCCCCCAGCCGGCCAGAGGAGCCCCACAGGGGCCCACGCUUGCCUGGGGUGCUCUGUGGAGGUGACAGAGCUCUUCGCCCAGCGUGGUGGCCCCUUGCUGGGGGCUGAGGGGAGACACGGGGCCUUGAUAGGCAUUUUGUGGGCUGAGGAGGGCAGCAAGCAAGAGUCCAGUCUGCUCUGGGCUGGCGCCCGGGCUCUUGAUGCCUCUCGCUGGGGGUCCAGCUGCAAAGGCCUUUGGAUCCCCAGGGACGGACCUUGGACUGAAACCCCCGUAGCCCCAGGGCCAACCGCGGAAGAUGGAGCCGCCACGGUCAUCCAGUGCGCGUUCCGGCAGCUCCUGGCCAGAAAGGCCCUGGCCGCCCGCCGCCGCGAGCACCGCGACUACCUGGAGCGGAUGGACCGGCUGCAGAGGGAGGCCUUCGUGGCGCUGGUGCGGCGGGAGCAGGAGGCGGCGCGGCGGCGGCGCGAGGCGGAGGCGGCGGCCGAGCGGCGGCGGCAGGAGGAGCGGCGGCGCGGGGCGCGGCUGCGGGAGGCGGCCUUCGCCGGGGACCUGGGCGAGAUCCAGGCCGUCCUGCGGGAGGCGGACGAGCUGCUGAGCCGCGAGGGCGUGGGCCGCGACGAGGCGGGGCUGGCGCUGCGGCGGCGCGGCCGCGUGGCCCUGGUGGACAGCGAGGACCGCAGCGGGAACACGCCGCUGUCCGAGGCGGCGGCCGGCGGGCAGCCCCUGGCGAUCCGGCUGCUGGCCGAGCAGGGCGCCAACCCCAACAGCAAGGGCGCAUACGGCCGGACGCCGCUGUACCGGGCGGCCUUCGGGGGGCACCUGGAGGCGGUGGAGGUGCUUCUGGAGCUGGGAGCGGACCCCCGGGUGUACGCAGAAGACGGGAGCACCCCCGAGCAGGUGGCCUCCCUGGACACCGUGGCUAGCGUGCUGAGGUCCUGGGACCUGGGCCUCACGGAGGCCAUGCUCCGGAGCAUGGAGGCCGAGCAGCAGCGCCGGGCCCAGGAGGCGGAGCGGCUGCAGGAGGCGCAGGCCGAGCGCCUGAAGCUCCGGGUGCAGCAGCUGACUAGGGAACAGCAGCGGCGCCACAAAGAGCUGCAGCAGGCCUACUGUGAGCUCAACCAGCGGAUCACGGAGCACGACAAGUGUGAGGGGAGGCGCCUGGGCCACACGGAGCUCACCUUGCAGGCCAUCAAGGACGCGGAGGCCCACGUGGAUGGGCUCCGGCUGGAGGCCCAGAAGGCGGAGGAGACGCUGGCCCUGGCCAGGCUGGAGCUGCGAGAGCAGACCGAGGAGGGGGAGGAGGAAGAGGUGGCGCCCGGGCUGAAGUGCCAGGUCACCGAGCUGCACGACGUACUAAUGAAGGACGUGGGUGACCGCAUCCGCACCGAUGGCAGGUGGCCUCUUGUCAUCGACCCUUCGGGCCAGGCAGCCACCUUCCUGCGCUACCAGGACACCAACUAUGUGGACGCGGUGAACCCGGAGCACCUGCGGCCAGAGAGGAUCCGGCUGGCACUGCUGGGGGCGCUCAGGAACGGGAAGCCGCUGGUGUUCGACCUGGGCGAGCUGGACCUGCUCCCCGCCGUGCGGCAGCAGCUGGAGGCCGUGCGGCCGGGCCUGGCGCAGGAGCUGCUGGGCCGCGGGCUCCUGGAGCAGGAGCGGUUCCUGUCGCUGGUGCGGCCCCGCGACGGCCCCGAGAACGGCCCCGCCAGCUUCCAGGAGGCGCGCCUGCGGCACUUCCGCCUCUUCUUCGUCACCAGGGCUCCGCGGCCGCCCGAGGAAUCGCUGCGGGUGCUGCUCCCGGUGCGCGUGCGGCCGCCCCGCGGGGGCCUCUAGCACCUGGGGCCGUGCCACCCCCCUGCCCAGGACCGCACGCGCAUCCGCUGUGCGCACGGGAUGGGGGACGGUCUGGCGGUUCAGGGUUCCCCUUGGACCCCAGCCGUGGGGUGUGGGUGGGCAGACAGACAGGAGGUAAAACGUAGUCAACUUUAUUCUUCUUAAACCACAAAAUAGAGUCUUUGGUUGUACAAA